This is a messenger RNA of Capsella rubella, 1752 nucleotides long. Its product is annotated as leucine aminopeptidase 2, chloroplastic. The record is from RefSeq and is a predicted model, not a curated record. Gene Ontology annotation, molecular function: metalloaminopeptidase activity; manganese ion binding. NCBI's taxonomy places the organism in Eukaryota, Viridiplantae, Streptophyta, Magnoliopsida, Brassicales, Brassicaceae. The transcript has 10 exons. Gene Ontology annotation, biological process: proteolysis. Gene Ontology annotation, cellular component: cytoplasm. Bases 1 to 1752 code for a protein of 583 amino acids.
AUGGCCGUCACUUUGGUUACGUCCUUUGCUUCCUCUUCUUCUCGCCUCCAUUUCCGCUCCUUCUCCUCUUCUCCGUCGUCUCUCUCCUCGUGUUUCGUCCGGUUCCAGCUGCCGUCUCGCCUUAGACUCGCUUUUGCCGUCACGCCUCUCUACUGUUCUUCUAGAGCCAUGGCUCAUACAAUCCCGCAAGCUACUCUCGGCCUCACUCAUGCUAACUCCGUCGAUCAUCCUAAGAUCUCAUUUUCCGGCAAGGAGAUCGACGUGACUGAAUGGAAAGGUGAUAUACUCGCGGUUGGAGUGACGGAGAAAGAUAUGACUAAGGAUGCCAACUCCAAGUUCGAAAACCCCAUACUGAAGAAGCUUGAUGCUCACUUGGGUGGACUUCUCGCUGAUGUCUCGUCUGAGGAAGAUUUCUCCGGGAAACCUGGCCAGUCAACAGUACUUAGGCUUCCCGGUCUCGGGUCGAAGCGGGUCGGUUUGAUUGGUCUUGGAAAAUCUGCUUCAUCUCCGUCGGCUUUUCAGAGUCUCGGCGAGGCUGUUGCUGCAGCUGCUAAAGCUUCUCAAGCUAGCAGUGCUGCAGUUGUUCUCGCCUCCUCUGAGAGUGUGUCUAAUGAAUCCAAGCUCAGUUCUGCUUCAGCUAUAGCUUCAGGCACCGUGCUCGGUUUGUUUGAAGACAGCAGAUAUAAGUCUGAGUCAAAGAAACCAUCUCUCAAAUCUGUGGAUAUCAUUGGCUUUGGCACUGGACCUGAACUUGAGAAGAAGCUUAAGUAUGCUGAAGAUGUUUCUUAUGGCGUAAUUUUCGGGAAGGAACUCGUCAAUUCUCCAGCCAAUGUUCUCACUCCUGCUGUACUAGCUGAGGAGGCCUCAAAGCUGGCUUCCAUGUACAGUGAUGUCAUGACUGCAAACAUCUUGAACGAGGAGCAAUGCAAAGAGUUGAAGAUGGGUUCAUAUCUCGCUGUUGCUGCUGCGUCAGCUAAUCCACCUCAUUUCAUCCACCUUGUUUACAAACCUUCUAGUGGCCCUGUCAAGACCAAACUUGCUCUUGUUGGAAAAGGAUUGACAUUUGACAGCGGUGGCUACAACAUUAAGACCGGGCCUGGCUGCUUAAUUGAGCUCAUGAAAUUCGAUAUGGGAGGUUCCGCCGCUGUUCUUGGCGCUGCAAAAGCCAUUGGUCAAAUUAAGCCUCCUGGUGUUGAGGUGCACUUCAUUGUUGCAGCCUGUGAGAAUAUGAUAAGUGGUACCGGAAUGAGACCUGGAGAUAUCCUCACAGCCUCAAACGGAAAGACAAUUGAGGUCAACAACACAGAUGCCGAAGGUCGACUGACACUUGCAGAUGCUCUAGUUUAUGCUUGCAACCAAGGUGUUGAUAAGGUUGUUGACCUUGCAACGUUGACUGGGGCUUGUAUCAUUGCUCUUGGAAACUCAAUGGCAGGCAUAUAUACACCUAGUGAUGAGCUUGCAAAAGAGGUGAUUGCUGCAUCAGAGAGGAGUGGGGAGAAGCUAUGGAGGAUGCCGAUGGAAGAGAGUUACUGGGAGAUGAUGAAAUCAGGUGUUGCAGAUAUGGUUAACACGGGAGGCCGUGCUGGUGGAUCGAUCACCGCGGCUCUCUUCCUAAAACAGUUUGUGAGCGAUAAGGUUGAGUGGAUGCACAUAGAUAUGGCUGGACCUGUGUGGAACGAGAAGAAGAAAACUGCGACUGGGUUUGGAGUUGCUACGCUAGUUGAGUGGGUACAGAACAAUUCUUCUUCUUAA